This is a messenger RNA of Paramuricea clavata, 357 nucleotides long. The record is from the annotation of a GenBank genome assembly. NCBI's taxonomy places the organism in Eukaryota, Metazoa, Cnidaria, Anthozoa, Malacalcyonacea, Plexauridae.
AUGGUUUGGGGUAACUGUGGCAAAACCUUAAAAGGGAUGUUACAGAGACUCCAAAACCGAGCGGCAAGGGUUAUUUCAGGCGACUCAUAUGAAGUACGCUUCCUUGACAUUUUGAGUAAACUGAACUGGAAAACGUUAGAAGAAAGGCGAAAUGAGCAGCAAUUAAAAUGUGUAUCUAAGGCUCUUACAUGCCAAUGCCCUGAAAACAUUUCGAACAUGUUUACAAUGUCCAAUUCUGAACGAUACGACUUAAGAAGCAACAAUAGUAAGCUUGUACUAGCGAAACCAAAAACUAAUUCUUUGAAAAGAACAUUCAGAUAUGCUGCUGCUAAAGUCUGGAACCAAAGUGUCAGUUAA